AAGUAUCGCGGGAAGUGGGAAGAGGGAGGGAAAGUAGCGCUUAGAAGUCGCUAUGGUGACGGAAAGGUCGGGAGGUUUACUGGCAACUGGUCCCAGCUUUCAGAGUGGUCGCCACGGCUUUCCUGGAACUUGAGUGAGUACAUUCAAGUAGCAUUUUUACUAGAAGUGGAGACAUGAGAUUGAAGAUAUCGCUUUUAAAGGAACCAAAGCAUCAAGAAUUAGUAAGCUGUGUGGGCUGGACUACUGCUGAAGAGCUGUAUUCAUGUAGUGAUGAUCACCAGAUAGUGAAGUGGAACUUGUUAACCAGUGACACAAGUCAAAUAGUGAAACUUCCUGAUGAUAUUUACCCGAUAGAUCUCCACUGGUUUCCAAAAAGUUUAGGCACAAAGAAACAGACUCAAGCAGAGAGCUUUGUCCUCACAAGUUCCGAUGGUAAAUUUCAUCUGAUUUCCAAGUUAGGAAGAGUGGAAAAAAGUGUAGAAGCUCACUGUGGAGCUGUACUUGCAGGAAGAUGGAAUUAUGAAGGAACAGCAUUAGUUACAGUUGGAGAAGAUGGACAAAUUAAAAUUUGGUCAAAGACUGGAAUGCUUAGAUCAAUGUUAGCUCAGCAAGGAACACCAGUGUAUUCAGUAGCAUGGGGCCCCGAUUCAGAAAAAGUUCUUUACACAGCAGGCAAGCAGCUGAUCAUUAAACCUCUUCAACCAAAUGCUAAAGUUUUACAGUGGAAAGCUCAUGAUGGCAUUAUUUUAAAAGUAGAUUGGAACUCAGUCAAUGAUCUUAUUUUAUCUGCUGGUGAAGACUGUAAAUAUAAGGUGUGGGAUAGUUAUGGUCGCCUUCUGUACAAUUCACAGCCUCAUGAGCAUCCUAUUACCUCAGUUGCCUGGGCUCCAGAUGGAGAAAUAUUUGCUGUUGGAUCAUUUAAUACUUUACGCCUGUGUGACAAAACUGGGUGGUCAUAUGCUUUAGAGAAACCCAACACUGGCAGCAUAUUUAAUAUUGCGUGGUCAAUUGACGGUACUCAGAUUGCUGGAGCCUGUGGAAAUGGGCACGUUGUUUUUGCACAUGUGGUGGAGCAACGUUGGGAGUGGAAAAAUUUUCAAGUAACAUUAACUAAAAGGAGGACCAUGCAGGUUCGUAACGUUCUUAAUGAUGCAGUGGAUUUACUGGAAUUCCGUGAUAGAGUCAUUAAAGCAUCUUUGAACUGUGCACACUUAGUUGUUUCAACAUCUCUUCAGUGUUAUGUGUUCUCUACAAAGAACUGGAAUACACCACUUAUAUUUGAUCUCAAGGAAGGAACGGUUAGUUUAAUUCUACAAGCAGAAAGACAUUUUCUUCUGGUCGAUGGUGGUGGUAUCUAUUUAUAUUCUUAUGAGGGGCGCUUCAUUUCUUCUCCAAAAUUUCCUGGAAUGAGAACAGAUAUUCUGAAUGCACAGACUGUGUCUCUGAGUAAUGAUACUGUAGCAAUAAAAGACAAAGCCGAUGAAAAAAUAAUCUUCCUCUUUGAUGCAGCAACUGGAAAACCACUUGGGGAUGGGCAGCUUCUUUCUCAUAAGAAUGAAAUCUUGGAAAUUGCUCUGGAUCAAAAAGGACUUACCAAUGAUAGAAAAAUUGCUUUCAUUGAUAAAAAUAGAGAUCUCUAUAUUACCUCAGUGAAACGAUUUGGGAAGGAAGAACAAAUAAUCAAACUCGGAACAAUGGUGCAUACUUUGGCAUGGUGUGAUACAUGCAAUAUCCUUUGUGGACUUCAAGAUACUCGGUUUACAGUAUGGUAUUAUCCCAAUACCGUUUAUGUGGACAGAGACAUUUUGCCUAAAACAUUGUAUGAAAGGGAUGCAAGUGAAUAUAGUAAAAACCCCCAUAUUGUGAGUUUUGUUGGAAAUCAGGUAACUAUAAGAAGAGCUGAUGGCUCCCUAGUUCAGAUCAGCAUAUCUCCAUAUCCUGCUAUUCUCCAUGAGUAUGUAAGCAGUUCAAAAUGGGAGGAUGCUGUAAGACUUUGUCGCUUUGUUAAGGAGCAAACAAUGUGGGCUUGUCUAGCCGCUAUGGCAGUUGCUAGUCGAGAUAUGACUACUGCGGAAAUAGCCUAUGCAGCAAUUGGUGAAAUUGAUAAGGUUCAGUACAUCAAUUCUAUGAAAGAGCUCCCAUCUAAGGAAUCAAAAAUGGCUCACAUACUAAUGUUUAGUGGGAACAUACAGGAGGCUGAAAUGGUACUUCUUCAGGCUGGCCUCGUUUAUCAAGCGAUCCAGAUCAAUAUUAAUCUCUAUAACUGGGAGAGGGCUCUGGAACUGGCUGUAAAGUACAAAACGCAUGUUGAUACAGUUCUUGCUUACCGUCAAAAGUUUUUGGAGACAUUUGGUAAACAGGAAACCAAUAAACGAUACUUGCAGUAUGCAGAAGGCCUCCAAGUAGAUUGGGAGAAAAUCAAAGCCAAAAUUGAGAUGGAAAUAACUAAAGAACGAGAGCGCUCCUCAAGCAGCCAGUCCAGCAAGAACCUGGGUCUUAAGCAGUAAAUGCCGUGCUAACCUUUAAGAAGUUUUGUUUCUGAAAUUUAUUCUAGUUAACCAAAGAUAAGCAUGUUUUGGAUGCUAAAGAAAAAAAGCAUAAUCUUGGGGCUGGUGGUAUAGCUCAGUGGUAGAAGGCUUGCCUAGCAUGCAUGAGGAUUCCAUCCCCAGUACUAAAAACAGAAAAAGGAAGAAAAAAAAAAGGUGUAAUCUUUAAAUAGUUACAACCACUUUCUGUGUACUUAAUACUAUGGGUACAUUCAGAAAGAUU
Castor canadensis (American beaver) is the source of this 2769-nucleotide messenger RNA. The record is from RefSeq and is a predicted model, not a curated record. Lineage: Eukaryota; Metazoa; Chordata; Mammalia; Rodentia; Castoridae.